Bemisia tabaci is the source of this 678-nucleotide messenger RNA. The record is from RefSeq and is a predicted model, not a curated record. Lineage: Eukaryota; Metazoa; Arthropoda; Insecta; Hemiptera; Aleyrodidae.
UUGUUAAAGAAUGUUGUUUUAAAUUCAGAUUUACUAUCGGAAUGCCGUCGUAAAAUAUGGCAACGUACUGACCUACAAUGAGACAAGAUUGGAGCCGAAGAUUAUGAAUUGGCACCAUCAUUCCGAGAAAUUUUAUACAGUAAUUAUGACAGACCCCGAUGGACCAUUUGGUAAUGCGCGUGAUUUCGAAGAAGAGUGGCACCAUUGGCUCAUUACAAAUAUUUAUGGGCAUUACAUCGAACUUGGAGAUGUUUAUGCGGAGUACAUAGGAAUUAUACCAUCCAGAGGCAAACAUAUUCAUCGAUAUAUUUUUGUUGUUUAUGAACAACCAGGAGAAGAUCCAAUGGAAUUUGAUGAAAUUCAUCUUGGUCCAGAGCCUAUCAACAUGCUACGAGGAUAUUUCUCGACAAAGGAGUUCGUAAAGAAGUACAACCUGACGGGGCCGUGGGCGUGCAAUUUCUUCUUGGGCGACUGGAGUAAAGCACCAAGACCCAAACGAAUACCAAUGAAGACGGGUCCCACGAUUCAUCCGGAUGAUGUGCCGGAUCAGGAGUGUCACAUAGGUGAAGAUAUCGACUUCGACAUAUCUGAGUUAGACCUGACUCCUGAUGAAGAGGAUCAUAUGAACAGUAUUGGCGAGUAAAACCAUGUUUGUGAAUAUACAGGAGUCCCCAACUC